Messenger RNA from Lolium rigidum, 507 nucleotides. Its product is annotated as EPIDERMAL PATTERNING FACTOR-like protein 2. The transcript is spliced from 2 exons. Bases 76 to 438 code for a protein of 120 amino acids. Lineage: Eukaryota; Viridiplantae; Streptophyta; Magnoliopsida; Poales; Poaceae. The record is from RefSeq and is a predicted model, not a curated record. Gene Ontology annotation, biological process: stomatal complex development; guard cell differentiation.
CCUUUCUUUCCUUCCCUUCCGCAGCAGCUCCACUGCGACUAGCCUUUUCACUUCCCAGCUUCCACCCAUCAUCAAAUGGGCCAGCUCUUCCUGCUCAUACUAGCCCUCCUCCUCGCUUCCACUCGCGCCGCCUUCCAUGCCGACGCCGCCGCCUUCGCCGAGGAGAAGAGCAUAGCAGGGAUCAGAGGCAUGAUAGGGUCAAGGCCGCCGAGCUGCGCGGGGAGGUGCAGGUCGUGCGGGCACUGCGAGGCGGUCCAGGUGCCCAUUUCACCACAGGAGCUGCGGAAGAAGAAGAAGGAGCUUGGGCGCCAUGGAAGCCGGGAUUCUGCAUCCUACGGUGCAGGUGGGAGAGCAAUGCCUUCCUCCUACGACGACCACUCCAACUACAAGCCACUGAGCUGGAGAUGCAAGUGUGGGCGCCUGAUAUUGAGCCCAUGAAUCGCUCGGAUGCUCCGGUUUAGCUAAGCAGGGGGCUUGUCGAUAUUAAUAGUAGUAUAGGGUUUUGGC